This is a messenger RNA of Cheilinus undulatus (humphead wrasse), 3180 nucleotides long. Its product is annotated as interleukin enhancer-binding factor 3-like. The record is from RefSeq and is a predicted model, not a curated record. Gene Ontology annotation, cellular component: precatalytic spliceosome. Gene Ontology annotation, molecular function: double-stranded RNA binding; single-stranded RNA binding. Bases 119 to 2701 code for a protein of 860 amino acids. The transcript is spliced from 20 exons. NCBI's taxonomy places the organism in Eukaryota, Metazoa, Chordata, Actinopteri, Labriformes, Labridae.
CAGAGAAGGAGUCGCGAGCCAGCACUGAUGAAGAGCAACUACUUAACAGCGUCGCUACCACGAAACAGUUGAAUCCUAUAUAUUAUUGUUCACAAAGAUUUGCUCUUAGAGUCGUGACAUGGCGACUGCUGCAGUAUCGAUGUGGGAUGAGCACCAGGCGUAUGAGGAGCUACUGUACUGGGACAGUCUGAUACAACAGGGCCAUCGGCUACUACCGCAUGAUUUUGAUAGAUAUGAGGACCUGCGUUACUGGUAUGACUGCCUGUGCUAUGAGGAGGAGCUGAGACAGUACCAUGACUACAUGGCAGCUGUUGAGGAGGUUGAGGAUGCACAGCAUCAUGAGGAAGCUGCUAUACCGAAGGCACGCAUAGGGCCAUAUGAUCGGCAUGUCAUGGCCAAACACUCUGAGGUGUAUCCGUCACCAGAGGAGCUGGAAGCAGUACAGACGAUCAUCUCCCAUGUGGAGUGUGCUCUGAAGGCGGUUUCUGACCAGAUGGAUCCUGUGGAAGGAGUUGGAGAAAAUAAAAAGAAAACUAGCAAAACUGGUGAUAUACAAGAGCGUGUCCUACGUGGGGUCAUGAGGGUUGGUCUUGUAGCCAAAGGACUUCUACUAAAGGGAGACAUGAACCUGGAGCUUGUGCUGCUUUGCUCAAGCAAGCCAACGAUCACUCUUCUUAAACAAGUGGCUGAAAAGUUAUCUGCACAAUUAGAGAAACUUUCAGCAGGGACAUACACAGUAAGCCAGUGUCCUGAAGAGGCUGCUGUUGUUGUGUCGAGCAGCAAGGAGUCCAUCCUGACUCUCACUAUCCACCUGACAUCGCCUCUUGUUAGGAAAGACCAAGAGAGUUCUGAGGCAGAAAAAGAAGAAACGCGAACAGUCAACGAUCCGCCUGACGUUCUGGACAGGCAGAAAUGCCUAACUGCCUUGGCGUCUCUCCGCCACGCAAAGUGGUUCCAGGCUAAAGUCAACAACCUGACAUCUGCUGUUAUUGUGAUCCGGAUCAUGAGAGACUUGUGUAACCGUGUUCCUACUUGGACACCAAUCUCUGGAUGGCCUCUUGAACUCCUGGUAGAGAAGGCCAUUGGUACAUCUGAAAGACCAAUGGGUGUUGGAGAGUCCUUGCGCAGGGUUUUGGAGUGUAUUGCAUCUGGAAUUCUACUAGCAGAUGGCCCUGGAAUUAAAGAUCCAUGUGAGAAGGAAGGAGUCAAUGCUGCUGCUUGUCUGACUGUACAGCAAUGUGAAGACAUCACCCAGAGUGCUCAGUUUGCCUUGAGACUGUGCGCAUUUGGACAGAUGCACAAGGUUUUGGGAAUGGACUACAAACCUAUAAAGCCACGGAGAUCAGCAGGCUUCAGCAGGAAAGAUUUCACAGACCAGUUACCACCUGCUGGACAGUUCAGCCUUCCGAUGAAGCGACCUUACUCAGAGGUGGAAAAAGAAGAGAAUGAGCCUCAUUUAAACAGCAAACAGAGGAAAUCUCUUAAGUUCCAGAAGCGCUUUCAGAGAAAAUCAUUUUCUGAUGACUUUAACAUGAAUGCCGUGAUGCGUCUGAACCAGUACAGACCUGGCCUGGAGUAUCGACUUACAUCUCAGACCGGUCCAGUCCACGAGCCAGUUUUCACAAUGGCUGUGGACUUGAAUGGGAAAACCUAUGAGUCAACAGGGCCUUCCAAACGAGCUGCCAAGCUUAAUGUAGCCACAAAGGUCCUGCGGGAUCUUGGUCUUCCAACAGGCACAGACACUAAAUCAGAGCCCAGUGGCAACUUUGAAGCAACUCAGGAACCAGAUAAAAUGUCCUCCACAGUCUCUGCUACAUCAGAAGACAGUGGGCAGGGUCCGAUCUUGACCAAAAAUGGCAAAAACCCUGUGAUGGAGCUGAAUGAGAAGCGCCGCAGUCUGAAGUAUGAGCUGUCUGCAGAGACGGGAGGAUCUCAUGAGAAAUGUUUUGUCAUGGAGGUGGAGGUUGAUGGACAGAAGUUCAAAGGGAGAGGCUCUAAUAAGAAAGAGGCAAAGGCUUACGCUGCUUUGGCUGCUUUGGAGAAGCUUUUCCCUGAGGAAGAUGGAGGGUCAAACCCCAACAGAAACCCUCAAAAGAAGAAGGUCACCUACACCGACAUGCACAUUCCAGGCUUCGGGACUAUCCGUGGUAUUCCAUCAGACUCUGGGUCCCGUGGCUGGGGUCCCAACAGAGGUCGAGGAAGGGGCCGAGGCAAACCAUUUCCUCCAGGACCCAGCUAUAACAAGACCAACUACAGUUAUGAGAGCAACACUGGCACAGGCUAUCAUAAACUGUAUGGUAAUAAUGCAGCCAAAGGCGGUGGCUCAGAAGGAUCAGGCUAUGGUACCUUUUACCCUGAGAGCAGUAUGUACUCCUGCGCACCUGUCUCCAACUCAGACUCCAAUGCCUCGAAGGGACAAAGCUAUCAGUCAAUGCCCCCUCCCGCUGACCAGGAGAGCCCCUACAGCUAUGGGUAUGGAGAUGAAAAAAAGAAGAUGCUAACCCAAGGCCAGAAUGAAGGACAAGGAGCAAACUACUGUAUGUACAGCACAGCUUACCCUAGCUCAGUGACUGGUGGCCAAGUGUACAAUAACUACGGCUGGGGAAACCAGUCAUCCUGGGGAAAGGGUCAAGGUAUGGACCAGGGCUAUGGAGGACAAAACGAGGGCUUAUACUCGGGAUAUGGCAACAUGCAUUAUUAAUCAGCACAUUUACUAUUUCUCACCCUAACUAUGCCAUUUUUUAACCUGGACUUAGUUCACCCUUGGUUUUAACCUGGGGUUUACCACCUCCUGAAUGACAUAAGAAAACCCACUUGUACUGUCUAUAAAACUGGAAAUGUGUUAUUUUUGGUUUUGUUUUCACCUUAAUAGUUGAAACAAAUGAAGGUGAUGGAUUUAGGCUUAUCAUUUCAUUGAAGUCUGCCAUUUUUUCUUUUACUUGCAGUAUCCAUCAAGUUGUUCAUGUAAACAUGGAUGUUAAAAAGAGAAAAAAAAAACUGUUGUUACAUCCUGUUGCCGGUGGUUGUUUCUUUUUAAUGUAGUGUACUGGUUCUGAAAUAGUAUGUUUAGUUUUUUGUUGUUUUUUUAAAUCUGCUUUUAGAUUUGAGCCUGAGAUUUAUUAACUGUUACAAUCAAUUCAUGAAUCUUUCUUGUUAAAUAAAAUACUACUGAAUGUUUCA